Fopius arisanus is the source of this 1387-nucleotide messenger RNA. RefSeq names its product NADH dehydrogenase [ubiquinone] 1 alpha subcomplex assembly factor 5. Gene Ontology annotation, cellular component: mitochondrion. The record is from RefSeq and is a predicted model, not a curated record. Gene Ontology annotation, biological process: mitochondrial respiratory chain complex I assembly. The transcript is spliced from 3 exons. NCBI's taxonomy places the organism in Eukaryota, Metazoa, Arthropoda, Insecta, Hymenoptera, Braconidae. Bases 215 to 1243 code for a protein of 342 amino acids.
UUUUUCAGAGCCAAACUUCGAAGUCAAGUCACGUGUACGUGUUUUGGAGCCGAUAAUAUAAACAUGGAAGUUUAUCACUUUUGCUUCCCAGAAGAGACGUUCAACUCUUUUCAAUAAAUUCAAGGGAUUGCUGCAAGUAAUAACCGUUCUCUUUUCCCUAGAAUAACUGAAGAAACUCUGAAAUACAAUUAGAAAUUAGUGAAAAGUGAUAAAAAUGACUCUUAACCUCACAAAAACAAGAGUUUUGAAUCUGCGGAGUAUUGCCACUUCUUCAUGCUGCAGAAAUCUACCUCCCAACAGUGUGAUGAAUGUUUUCGAUAGGAAUGCCAAACUUUUACAACGAGAGAGAGCAGCUAGAGACCCAGAGGUGAAAUUGUACGAUUAUCUAAAAGAAGAAGUGGGUUUCAGACUCGCUGACAGAGUAUUUGAUAUAAAAAGAGAAUUUCAAUGUGCUCUGGACUUGGGAUGCGGUCGGGGCUAUGUCUCCAGGAAUAUUCAUUCUGAUAGCGUGAAGAAAUUAAUUCUAGCUGACAUGUCUUCGAGCUUCGUCGAGCAAGCGAUGGUUCCUGAGAAUGUCGAGAUCGAGAGGAAAAUUCUUGAUGAAGAAAAUUUCUCUCUGGAGCAGAACAGUCUCGAUCUUGUGUUAAGCUGCUUGAGUCUUCACUGGGUUAAUGAUCUUCCUGGGUGUUUCAGCAAAAUCAUUCAGAGCCUUAAGAAUGAUGGGGUCUUUAUGGGUGCAAUUUUCGGGGGCGAUACUCUCUAUGAAUUGAGAAGUUCCCUGCAACUCGCAGAAUUGGAGAGGGAUGGAGGAAUCGCUCCUCACGUCUCACCAUUCACACAAAUUAGGGAUAUUGGCAGCUUGAUGACGAGAGCUGGAUUCACUAUGUUAACUAUUGAUUGUGAUGAAAUGGUUAUUGGGUAUCCUUCGAUGUUUGAAGUUAUGUCGGACUUGAAAGGAAUGGCAGAAAAUAAUGCAGCUAGGAAUAGAAAGUUGCACCUGAAACGAGAGACUGCACUGGCUGCUGCAGCUAUUUACGAGGAGCUCUAUGGGAAGACGAAGGAUGAUGGGAGUAUUUAUGUUCCUGCGACGUUUCAAAUAAUUUAUAUGCUGGGUUGGAAGCCAGACGCUUCGCAACCGAAGCCCUUGGACAGAGGGACUGGAGAUGUAUCCCUGAAAGACCUGUACAAAUUAGACGAAAUCAUUAAAGAUACCAAGAAAAUCAAAUUAGAUGACGAAAAAUAGAGUAUUGUUCAAUAUGAAAUGUAAAAUAUAAUUUAUUUAACACAAUAAAGUUUUGUUUUGUACAGUAAAACUUUUCUCUGCCAGUUUUGCAUUAUUUCUUGCAUAAAGAUGGGAAUGAACAGGAUAAUUAAUUAUAGAAUGCAU